AUGAAACACCACCGACAUGGUCAUUGGGUCGCCGAACACAAAGCCCAGCGUCUUCUGUCCAUUGUACACUUCGCAUAUCCCAUCCUACUGCUCUUCUUCUUCCUCACCACUUUCACCAUUCGCAGCAUCUUGACUGCCAGGAGUGACGCACCCGAUGAUAGCAAAUCCGAACCGCAACUGGGCCCUGGCGGCAAGCCUUUGCCCAAGAAGAAAGCACCCGUCGACAACUCCAAGAAUACUUUCCUUGAUUUUAGCAGACCGCGCAAGUUGCUCUUCCAGUGGUUGUCUCUGGCAGCAACUCUCACCCUCGCUGGCAAUGCAGUCACCGUAGUAGUUCAUGCCCUGUAUGCGCGCAAGGAAGAAUGGUGGUGUGGACAAGCCACAGUUGUCUACAUCGUCGGUGCAUUCAUGGUCUACACUCUGCUCCUCAUCUCCAUCUUCGAUACACAGCCCUCUCCCACCUGGGCCCAUGCUUCAACAUGGGCUCUUGCUGCCGCAAUGGAAAUUGUUCUACUCGCUUCCUCGUUCGCCCUGUAUACCCAUGCACACCACGAACCCAAAGCAGGAGACCCGUCCGGUGGUCACCUAGAAAGAGAAAUGACUGAAUGGGAAAUCACUGAAGUCACAUUGGAUCUGGUCCGCAUCAUCCUGCUCCUCGCCCUUUUGGCAUUCUACAUUCUUUUUGUCACUCUGCAUGCGAGAAGCCAAAGAAAGCAGACCGAAAACCUCGAUUCUACAAGUGAAACCACUGGACUUCUUGCUGAAGAUCGUGCUGAGGCUGGCGCCGCCAACGGAUCUGCCAACGGAGCUAAUGGAUACGGUGCAACACAGCAAAACGGGCACAACAAACCUAAGAAGGCUGCAGACGCCCCUGCUGGUUGGGAAAAGCCAACAACAACACCUUCUAGAAGUUGGUGGGAAUAUAUCAGAGGUUACUCCCUAUUCUUCCCAUACCUCUGGCCUUCCAAAGACCGCAGGCUACAGUUCGCUGUCAUCGUCUGUUUCACCAUCAUGCUUGUUCAACGCGGUAUUCAAUUUUUGGUGCCCAUUCAGGCUGGUCAAAUAACUGAUGAGCUUGCUGAUGAUACCAAAACUGGCAUGCCUUGGAAAUCCAUCUGUCUCUAUAUCUUCUAUCGCCUUCUUCAGGGAAACAAUGGUUUGCUUGGUGCGACUCGAUCCAUCAUCUGGAUUCCGGUCAGUCAAUACUCUUUCCGCGAGCUUUCAGUUGCCUCCUUCGAACAUGUCCAUAGUUUGAGCUUGGAUUUCCACCUGGGCAAGAAGACUGGCGAGGUUCUGUCUGCUCUGGGUAAGGGUAACGCCAUCAACAACUUCCUCGAAUCGGUCACUUUCCAAGUAAUCCCCAUGCUGGUUGACCUCUUCAUCGCCAUCGGUUACUUUAUGAUCAAAUUCGAUGUCUACUAUGCAUUGAUCGUCGCUGUUGUCACCUUCUGGUAUAUCUACCUGACCAUUCGCAUGGCUCAAUGGCGUGCAGAGAUUCGCAGACAGAUGGUGAACUCAGACAGAGAAAUCGAUGCUGUCAAAAAUGACUCUAUGGUCUCAUACGAGACCGUCAAGUACUUCAAUGCCGAAGCGUACGAGUUUAACAGAUACCGCGAGGCAGUUGACAAAUACCAGAAAGCAGAAUACUCAGUUGUUCUCUCACUGAACUUCAUGAACGUCACACAAAACAUGGUCUUCAUGAUUGGUUUGAUGGUUGCAAGUUUCGUUGCUGCUUACCAAGUCACUACCGGUCAACGCAGCGUCGGUAAAUUUGUUAUUCUAUUGACAUACAUGGCUCAAUUGCAGGGACCUCUGAACUUCUUUGGCACCUUCUACCGCAUGAUUCAGAGUGCCAUGAUCAAUUCCGAGCGCAUGCUUGAGCUGUUCAAAGAGCAGCCAACCGUUGUAGAUGCUCCAGGAGUCACGACUUUGCCUAGUUGCGAAGGUGAUGUACGUUUCAAUGAUGUUCACUUCUCCUACGACUCCCGCAAGCCUGCUCUCAAGGGAUUGGACUUCCAUUGUAAGCCUGGAACUACAACUGCUCUGGUUGGAGAAUCUGGCGGCGGCAAGUCAACUGUCUUCCGUCUGCUCUUCCGCUUCUACAACUCUGAGUCUGGCACAAUCCAGAUUGAUGGUCACGAUGUUGCCGAUGUGUCUAUCGAUAGUGUUCGCAGACACAUUGGUGUUGUUCCUCAAGACACAGUCCUCUUCAACGAAACACUAAUGUAUAACCUCAAGUACGCCAAUCCCGAAGCCAGCGACGAGGAUGUCUUCGAAGCCUGCAAGGCCGCCUCGAUUCAUGAAAAGAUUCUUUCAUUCCCAGACGGCUAUAACACUAAGGUUGGUGAGCGUGGUCUGCGUCUGUCCGGUGGUGAAAAACAGCGUGUUGCAAUUGCUCGCACCAUUAUCAAGGAUCCUCGCAUCAUUCUGCUCGAUGAAGCUACUGCCGCUUUGGACACCGAGACCGAAGAACACAUUCAGGAGGCUCUCAUGACUCUGGCUCAAGGCAGAACAAUGCUCGUGAUUGCGCAUCGUCUUUCGACUAUCACCAUGGCUGACCAGAUCUGCGUUCUUCACGAAGGUCGUGUGGCUGAGCGAGGCACACACCAAGAACUGCUUGAGAUGAAGGGCAAGUACCACUCGAUGUGGCGCAAGCAAGUCCGCGCUCAGAGAGCAGCUGAAGAAGCCAAAGUACUCAAGGACAAAGCUGAGAGACUACGAAGAGAGAGCCGAGGUGGUGAAGUACCACAAGAAGGCGACACUUCGGCUGGCAGCAGUGAAGACGAAAAGGAGAGACAACGAAGCGCACAGAAGUCUCAAAACAUGCAGGCUCCUGUCGAUGCUGGUGUGGCUCCUACAGAGCUUGCACGACACCAAGAAGGAAGUAGCAAACCACCCGGGCAUCCUUGA
Messenger RNA from Aureobasidium melanogenum CBS 110374, 2910 nucleotides. RefSeq lists its product as uncharacterized. Gene Ontology annotation, molecular function: ABC-type transporter activity; ATP binding; ATP hydrolysis activity. Gene Ontology annotation, cellular component: membrane. Gene Ontology annotation, biological process: transmembrane transport. The transcript is spliced from 2 exons. Bases 1 to 2910 code for a protein of 969 amino acids. Lineage: Eukaryota; Fungi; Ascomycota; Dothideomycetes; Dothideales; Saccotheciaceae. The record is from RefSeq and is a predicted model, not a curated record.